AUGGAUCGAUUGCUUGGAGUGAGAAAAGGAGCUUGGACUGAAGAAGAAGAUCAACUUCUACGCCAAUGUAUUGAGAAGUAUGGAGAAGGAAUGUCGCGCCAAGUUCCUCUUAGAGCAGUUAUUAUAAGAUGCAGAAAGAGCUGCAGGUUGAGAUGGUUAAAUCAUCUCAGUCCCAAUAUCAAAAGAGGAGGGUUCACGCAAGAUGAAGUUGACCUCCUCCUCAGGCUUCACAAGCUCUUAGGCAACAGAUGGUCUUUAAUUUCUGGUAGGCUUCCAGGAAGAACAGCCAAUGAUAUCAAGAAUUACUGGAACACUCGCUUCUUCAACAGAAAGACAAGUGGUACUAUUGCUUCAAAAUGGGAAGAGGUGGAAGCCACAACUCUUGUAAGCAAGAAAAACGAAAUCAUAAAGCCUCGGCCAUGGACCUUCCCCAAGACUUCCCCUUGGGUGUUGGGAAGCUUAUCUUCUUUGAAUACCUCUCCUGACCCAUCUGCUACUAAGGUUAGUACUUCCAAUGGUCCAAGAGAAAUGCUGGGCAUGAAAUUUCCUACUCUAUCUAGUACUCAAGGGUAUACUAGGCUAGAACAGGAAAAUGACUCUUUUGAUAACGAACUAGAGAAAGGCAAGUCAGGCUAUAUUGGUGGAUUUGCAGAAGAUCUGAUAGGAAGUCCCUGUGUUGAAGAUGAUCUGCAGCCAAUGGUACAGGUUGAGAAUCACACUUUCUUAGAAGAAGGCAGCAUAGGUUGGGAUGACUACUUCUGUUUGGAUUUCAACUUUUGGGAUACACUGCCAGCUGAAGGGAACUUGUUUCAUGAUGCAAAUAGUCUGUAUGCGUAAAACAUGAGAGAGAGAGAGAGAGACAGUGAGAGAGUGUGUGUGUGUGUUUUUCAGCUUCAUAUAUAUGGUUUUAUUCGUGCUUGUUUCUAUAUAUGGUUUCAUUUGGUACA
Messenger RNA from Macadamia integrifolia, 947 nucleotides. Its product is annotated as transcription factor MYB1-like. The coding region runs from base 1 to 837 and encodes 278 amino acids. Lineage: Eukaryota; Viridiplantae; Streptophyta; Magnoliopsida; Proteales; Proteaceae. The record is from RefSeq and is a predicted model, not a curated record. The transcript has 3 exons.